Messenger RNA from Aphidius gifuensis, 4623 nucleotides. RefSeq lists its product as uncharacterized. Gene Ontology annotation, molecular function: DNA-binding transcription factor activity, RNA polymerase II-specific; sequence-specific DNA binding. Gene Ontology annotation, biological process: cell differentiation; regulation of transcription by RNA polymerase II. The record is from RefSeq and is a predicted model, not a curated record. Gene Ontology annotation, cellular component: nucleus. Bases 551 to 2458 code for a protein of 635 amino acids. Lineage: Eukaryota; Metazoa; Arthropoda; Insecta; Hymenoptera; Braconidae. The transcript is spliced from 6 exons.
GUUAACCAGCACAGGUCGCACUUUGCCGUGGCAUUUAUUCAGUCACACGGAGCAACCCGAGCAUGAUGCAGGGACAAGCGGUUAUAUUAUAAAUAAUUUUUUUUUAAAUAACGGAACGUUAAAAAGCCGGCUUUAAAAUAUUUGUUUACGUACAAGACACAUGCGUUUGCAUAAAAGAACAAAAAAAAUUAUUCAAAUAAAAGUUUUACCUGUUUGUUUAACAAUUAAAAAAAAAAAAAGAAUUUUCUUUCUUUUUUGUGUGUUUAUUCAAUGUGAAUGUGAACAAUUUUUUAAUUUAAUACAUUCAAUAUUUGAAUGAUUUUUUUUUUUUUUUUGACUAUUGGAUAUAAAGUGACUUGAAAAAGUUGAUUUUUUUUUCACUUAAACUAUUGGCUGAUGGCUCAAAUUUUCGGCGGGAAAUUUUGAAACUUUCCCGUUGUGUAAAUUAAUAACUAAAGUACUGAAUAGUGAGAAAAAAAAUAAAAAUUAAUUUAAAAUAAUAUCCUAGUGGAUUUUUUUAAAUCUUUAAAGAAAAAAAAAAUAAAUAAAAAUGGUGUACGGUGGUUUUGAGAUGGAGACGAUGCCACAAACGGUACCAACAGCUGCAGGCUUUUCGCCGUCAUUUGACUAUACAACUUUUCAAUUUGAUUUAUCACUAUUACCAGAUGAUUAUAAUUCAUCAAUAUCACAAACAACAUUGAAACCAAUGCAAAUUAAACAAGAAGUACAUUCACCAAGAUCUGGAUCACCAACAACAUAUCCAAGUCCACCAUAUCCAGGUUUGAAUGGACAAUUAUCACCAAAUUAUUCAAUUGAUGCAUCACCUGGUUAUCCAACAAGUCCAUAUUAUGUACCACAAAGUCCACAAAGUGCACAAUUAUAUCCAACAAGCCCAGAACCAAUUAAACAACCUGUUAAAAGAGAAAAAAGUCUUGAUUUAUUAGCUAUACUUCAAGAAUCAAGAUUACUAGCAGAAAGUUUGGGAUAUAAAGAAGAUUCAACAGAUUGUACAGUACCAUGUACACCACCAAGAACAGAAGAAGACAUAUACAAUACACUUGAUACUGAUUUUUUUCCAAAACGUGAAGAAACAAAUUCACUAUUAAAAGAAAUACUAUUUAAAGAUGAUUGCUCUUCAAUAAAUUCAUCUUGUUCAUCACAAUCAUCAUCGUCAUCACUACCAUCAACAUCACCAUCAUCACCAAUUGAUUUAGAAACAUCACCAUUGAGAAGUUUAUUAUUUAGAGAUACACAAAAAACCAUCAAUCAAACAGCAAUAAUAAUACCGAAAAUUGAAAUAAAUGAUAAUGAUAUUGACAAUAAUAACAAUAAUAAUAAUAAUGAAAAUGAUAAAUUAUUAUUAAAAAAUUCAACAACAAAAAUAUGUACAAUAUUAAAUUUAAUAAAUCAAAAAAAUGAAAAAAAAAAAUUAAAUGAAGAUAAAGAUAUAAUAAUUGAAAUUGAAAAAAUAAAUAAAAAAUCAAAUAAUAAUAUAGAAAAAAUAAAUUAUAAAGAUGAUAAAAAAUGUGAUCAUCAAUUAUUACGUGAAGUUUUACGUGAUACUAGUUUUCAAAGAAAAUAUAAUUUACGUCCAGUUGAUCUUGGAAGUGUUGGUACUGGAUUUAUUGAAGAUAUGGAUAGUAAUGAAUGUGUUGGUGAUCUUGCUAGAGAACAAAUUGAGCCUGUAUUAAGUUUAGCAAUGCAACAAUUACAAAAAGAUUUUGAUAAUACAUGUGUUGCCCUAGGCAUUCAUCCAGAACCACGUCGUUGGAGUGCUGCUGAUGUCGCAGCAUGGGUUCAGUGGGCGAGAAGACAACUACAACUACCAUCAGUACCCCUGGAGAGUUUCAAUAUUGAUGGAGCAACAUUGGCAUCAUUGACUGAAGAUGAUUUUUGUCAACGUGCACCACAAUGUGGCAGUAUGUUGUAUGCACAAUUGGAAAUAUGGAAAGCAGCUGUUGAAGAAUCACCGAGGAACACAUUGGCUGCAUCAUGGAGUCCAACUGGUGUUGUACAAUCAACAAAUGAUAAUUCAAAUUCAACAGCAUCAUCACCACUUGCUAGUAUUGGACCAGCAAGUGUUACAGCAUCAUCAUGCAAUUUAGAUUUUAGUGAUGAUGAAGAUGAAGACACUAGCCCAGCUCAAAGUACAAACAGUACUGGAAAAAUGAGAAAUGGUGGAUCACAUAUACACCUUUGGCAAUUUUUAAAAGAGCUAUUACAAAGUCCUGGUGUUAAUGGAUCUUGUAUUCGUUGGCUUGAUCGUACAAAGGGUGUAUUUAAAAUUGAGGAUUCAGUUAGAGUUGCUAGAUUAUGGGGUAAACGUAAAAAUAGACCAGCAAUGAAUUAUGAUAAAUUGAGUCGUAGUAUACGACAAUAUUAUAAAAAAGGUAUUAUGAAAAAAACAGAACGUAGUCAAAGAUUAGUUUAUCAAUUUUGUCAUCCUUAUUGUCUUUAAAUAAAUAUAUUUAUUUAUUUUAACAAUAAGAAAAAUAUAUAUUUCGAAUAAUAUUAUUUCGAUUUUAGUUCUAUGUAUAAAUUAUCUUUGAACUUUAAUCGAGAUAUCAUUAUACAAUAAGGGCUUCUGGUUCUUUAAUUUUAAAUAAAGAACUUUGAAAGAAUAUUAUACUGGCCCAGUUGAUCAGUACAUCAUAAUAGCUUGUUAUUUUUUAUUUUUGAAAUACAAUAUAGAUGGAAAAAUAAUACGCGCAAAAGUAUCUUGUUGUUUUGAAACCAGUCAUUUUCUCUAAUGAUUCACAAUAAGUAAUACUUAUCGCAAAUCUCUAUGAACUUGUAAAAUAUUUUUUUCUUUUAUUUUCAAUGUUUUUUUUAUUUUUUUUUUUUUCCAUUCAAUAAUGUAGUUUAUCAUCGUUUGACUGCUUAUCAACUGGGCCCAUAACUCGAGUGCCUGAGCUAUAAAUUUAUUACGAUGAAAAAGAAAAAAAAAAUUACAGAAUAAAUUUUAUUCUUGUCAAGUAAUUUUUUAAAAAAUAUUUAUAAUAAAUAUUUAUUAUUCUUUCUUUUUCUAUUAUUAUAUUAAUUUAAUUAAUUAAUUUUUUUUUUUUGAAUUAUGUGUUUAUGCAGUUGGGUAAUACUCACAUAUAUUUGUUUUUUUUUAAUUUUUUUUUUGGCAAUUUUAAUUAAUUUAUAUUUCUAAUUAACAAUUUUAUUAUUUAUCUAACAUUUUAUGUGGGAGGUACGUCCCUCAUUAAAUGAUAAAAAGAAAAAAAAAGAUUAAUAAUAAUUUAAUUUAUUAUUGUUUUUUUAAAUUUCAAUACGAAUUUAGUAAUGAUUCGUUAAGAAACUAUUGUUUUAGCCUCGUAGAAUUUUUAUUCUCACGAUUGCUUGCUGACCCUGACCAAGUGCCCCAAGGUAAAAAAAAACUUAUUAAUUAUUAUUGAUUAUUAUUUUGUGAUUAUCAAUUAUUCAAUAAUAAUAUUUGUAAUUUUUUUUUACCAAACAUUGGAGUGAUUUUAGCGCGCGGAACUGUUCGCUGCUGCUUAAUCACCAUUGUUAUAUUUUUCUUCUUAUUAUUGUUAAAAAUAUAUGGAAAAAAAUUAUAACACAAUGAUUAUUUGGAGCUUUUAAAGCUUGGUUUUGUUCAGUGAUUUUGGUCCCAUAUAUCUAUGAUAUAUUAAUGAUUGUAUGUUCUAUGAACGAUUAGUACUUAAGAAAUGUUUUUUUUUUUUUAUUUACGAAUUAAUUUUGUAAGAAAAAAUUGACUCAGGUGAGUCAAAUAUCUCAAUUAUUAACAUGAUAAUUUAAUAUUUUUUAUUAUUUAUUAAUUAUUUUACUCAAAUUUAAUUGUUGUUAUUUUUUUUAACACUGUAAAUUUAAUUUUUAUUUUUAACUCAUGGGGGUUUUUUUCUGGUUUGUCCAUAUUAUUUUAUAGUUUAUUUUAAAUAAUUUUUUCCUAUUUUUUAUUGAUAAUUACUAUUAAUUUUUGUGUUUAAAUAUUUAAAUAAAUUAUUUAUGAGAUUAUUUUUAACAUUUAUACAUAUUAAAGAAAUUAUCUUCUCUACUAAUUAUCAAUUUAUCAAUUUGUAAAUAUAAAAAUUUUUUAUUUUUAAAUUUUCUUUUUUAAUUAUUAUAAUUAUAAUUACAUUAUUAUUUUUUUAUUUUUAUGGUUUUCUCGGAUAGACACAUUGUAAUGUGAAUCACAGUUUUAAAUAUGAGUUUAUAAUUAAUUAAUAAUAAUUUAUCUUUGUAAAAACUCAUAAAAUGUAAUUAAAAAAAGAAAAAAAAAAGGUUUUUUUUUUUUUUAGAAAUUAAGAUGGCUCAAAUCUUGUAAUAAAAAAAAAAAGAGAAAAAUUCAGUGCCUGAAUUAAAAAUCGUUGACUAAUGUAUUUGUCUGUUUUUAUAAAAGAAAUUAAAAUUUCUUUUUUUUUUUUUUGUCGUUGUACAGAAAAGUGUGGAAACGAUAUAAAUUAUAAUGUCUAAUUACAAAAUGAAUUGAUGGUUCGAAUAGCUAAGUUUGAAAAUAAAUUCAGUGAUGUUUAUAAGAAGCAACGAUUUAACAUAAUGGGAUCGUAAAGAGUAGAAGGAUACUUUGCUUGUUGGACACUUCAUGUUAAACAUUUAUUCAAUGUACACUCAACCUACCGCAAUAUUAUACAUUCGCAC